AUGUGUCAACACUUCGCUCGCCGUGGCGGAUCCACCAUCCGCACUCGUCAGAUCACAAGGGUAGCUCAGAGCUAUUCGGAAGGCACUGGUGUAGUCCGCAGUAUCACCUUCGUCAAAGCCGUCAGCAAAGACACCUACGAAGGCCGUCUGGGCGACGGAAAACGAUUCAGAGUCACCAAAGACGACAUUAGCACGGAUCCAAGCAUAUACCAGCUUGGUAAAGAGCCAGGUCACCACAACUGCUACCAACUGAUCUUCAAGGCGUUCGAAAGGUAUCGCGAGUUGAAAAUGGUCAAGCCGGCCUGCGGGCCCAAGCAACAAGACAUACCAAACAGACCGAAGAAGGUAUUCUAUUUCUGUGAUGGCGAGAGUAUCACAGAUCUGGAAUUGAAAGAGGAUGAAGAUAUCGACGAAUUCAAUAUUGUCGAGAUCAAAGACCGUGAUGACGAUACCAUGAGGAGGUAUCUCAGGGAGACAGGAUGGGUGUCUUCCAACAAGACCACUCAAUCUGAUGGUGAAGAGGACUGA
This is a messenger RNA of Aureobasidium vineae, 528 nucleotides long. NCBI's taxonomy places the organism in Eukaryota, Fungi, Ascomycota, Dothideomycetes, Dothideales, Saccotheciaceae. The record is from the annotation of a GenBank genome assembly.